This is a messenger RNA of Lytechinus variegatus (green sea urchin), 3112 nucleotides long. RefSeq lists its product as uncharacterized. The record is from RefSeq and is a predicted model, not a curated record. Lineage: Eukaryota; Metazoa; Echinodermata; Echinoidea; Temnopleuroida; Toxopneustidae. The transcript is spliced from 4 exons. The coding region runs from base 592 to 2196 and encodes 534 amino acids.
GUGGGUAGAAGCUACUUUAGAGAGUGAGCCCUCGGUGUCGUACUAUAAUCAUCGUUGUCAGUGCACAUAAAUACUUAGAGAGAUAAAUAGAAAAUACGAACAAUGCCUAUCUUAGGAUAUAAUCGAUGAUGCAUUCAGAAGAUACUUCUUAAGUGUACGCACCGUUGGUUCAACGAGAAAGGAGACUCUCGAGAUAAUUGAACAAUUCUUUGGUCAUCUAUUGUGUUCGGGAUGCAUCUGGUGUCAGGUCGAGCACUGUUUGUAUUUUUGACAACAUAACGGGACUAGUGUAUUUUUAAACGCGAUCGUAACUUCUUGCACAAGUUUAAAGGAUUGUAAACGUCUCGUUGGACGGGGCCGAGUCUUGAACUUGGUCAUUCAGUGCAUUUCAAUUCAUUUUAAACAUGACUAUUGGAUAUUGUUUGAUUGAUUUAUCGAUGACCAAUAAACAAACAGGAGUUGUGUUGCUGUUUUUAAAAUGCACCUUUUUGUAUAGUCCUACUUCAUUUUAACAACUUUAAUCCUUGAUAAAUCAUACAGUAAAAACUUGGAACAUAGAAGGAUUUUAACAUCCGGAAACAAUUGAUCAAGAUGACGACCGAAAACAUAAAAAAUGCUGAACCUGUUGCUGGAGAAGAAACAUCAGAGAACAAUCCCUCAAGAUGGGCAACGCCGAAAUCUAUUCUUCGAAAGCAAGCAACUCGACUGACCAUCAUCGAAGAACCAACCGAUAUCGUGUCUAUAGAUGAUAACGAGUCAACAGCAUCAACGUCCGAAUCGAACUGCUUUGCUUGCAGCUUCUCUUGGACGGACCUAGACCGUAUUCAGAAGAGAUUCCUGAUUCAAGGAGUGAUGGUGCGAGUCAUUCUUUUGGCCCAUAGUUUCUUUAUCUUCUAUGCUGCAUUGGCACACAUCCAUGUGGCGGCUUACAUCUGUAUUUGCAUCGUGUACGCAGCAAUCUCUACUACCGAGGGAAUAAUCAUGUACAAAAUACGUGGCUUUUCACAAAAGAAAUGGAUCUGCACAUCAACAGCUCUCUAUACGAUAAGCGUGAUUCCUGCCAUCUGGACUAUCCACAUCACGAUGCUGAAAAAGAGAGAAAGAGAAGGAUACGAUUCAUGCUUGCAGAAUUACAACUCAUGUUAUAGCCAUCCAGUCUACGAUCAACAGAUUCAUAAUGACACGACAAUGCCAUUCGUGGCCAAGACAUACAGGGAGUACGAGCGCCUCACAACGGUAGUAGAAUAUUCCGUAGUCUUUGUACUCAUCUUCUGCCGAUGGCUCCUGCCACGGGACAACUUCACACGCGAAAAGGUGGCCCAACUCCUUCUUGUCUUGGUUGGGGCGGGUGAAGACAUCGUCGAGUUCGUUGCCGUCAUCAUCACCAAUGGUCACUUCGGGUGCAGCAGGGCCAUCACGGUGAUUGUCCUACUGCUGUGGAGUAUAGCCGUUUUCCAAUUCAGCAUUGCUAUUCCGGAGAAGAGGAACAGGGUUCAUGAUGAGAAGCGGGAAAACGCUAUCCUUAAUGUAUGGGUAGAUGCUGUCAACCAGCUUCUCGCAAAGCGACGUGAGACUGUCGGUGAUGUAUCCCUUUACGUUGCAAAGAAAGAGGCCAGACCACUCAGUCGGAUGAUGCAACGUCGAAAGACAGCACCCAACAUCCGCCAGAAUGACUGGGUCCAAUCGACAGAGUUCAGAGAGGCGAUAAUAUCCAUCACGAUACAGGAUGGACCAUUCUUGGUGUUUCGGCUGAUCAUAAUCGCAAUACUUCGCGAUGAAGCAUCCUCAGUGUACUUUUACGCCUUGAAGAACCUGACAGUUAUCCUGCUUCAGAUAUACCGCGUUUACGCCAUGCUAGUGGAGUUCAGGCAACGGAAGCGAGGCAGCCUCUUUGUAGCCAACACUGACGGAAAUGACGUGGAGAAUAACAAUAUCGAGAUGGCUGACGGUACCAGUUUGGUGUCCGAAAGUUUGACGAUGAACGAAAAAGCGUUUACGUAUGCUGUUGACGAAGAAAUGAAAAGAAAAUUCGGCGACGAUUCAUCGAGUCGGGCAGAUGUUCAUGCCGAAAAUCAGAAAAGCGAUGGGGACAAUCUCAACGGGCCCAAUGGGAGUCCAGUGAGGGCGCCAAACAGGGUGCCAAUGUCCAGUGAAGCAGAUAUAAGAAUAAGACGACAGAGCAUGCUAUCAAAUUAAUUUUUUAGCAGAAGCUACACAAAUCUUCUUAAAAUUAUACACUUAUGACAUUAAUCAAUAAUGUGUCAGACAUUCCACGAAAUCGACCGAGAAUAUAUUGCGAGAAUUGUUAUUCUGAUUUGCGAAAUGUUCCUCAAGGUCUCUCUUUGCAUGGGGCAAGAAUCUCUGAUAGGAGCUACAAAAAUCUAUUUUAAGUCACGUAAUUUAUUCAAACGUCACUGGAUACGAUGCAUGGUGGCCCAUGAUUUCACCGAAUUAUAAUUACAAAUUAAUGUGACCUUCUUUUGAUGAGCAAUGAUUUUUUGAAAGCCAGUGUUUGUUUGACCCUAGGAAUUGUAUUCUCUCCCAAUUCAUGUGGUAGUACAAUAAAAAUAGUUCCAGUAUGUAUUUAUCUUGAAUAAAAUCAACAACUGUCAAUUGUUUGAAAAUGCUUGUGAUUAAGUGUAAAAUAUAUUCUUAACAAAACAAACCUCUUCACGUGUCUCUGACUUUCAAAAACAAAGUCCAUAAUGAAUGGAUUUGAACAGACUUUUGAAUAAUAUAAUGAAAAUCUUUCAUUCAAACAAAGAAUUUCCUAAGACAGACAGUAAGUCUGAAUACUAUCUUUUCUUAAACUCUUUCUAUUACUUUUGUUUAUAAAUAAAGGAGGGAAGCUCUAUUAGUUGUUUUUUUUAGAAUAUUCACUUCCCACUUAUUGCGGAAAAUUGUAUCAUCAGUGAUCCUAUUCCCAAGAAGUCUGGAGCUCUUUUCCCCUUCAAAAGUAGCAUCUUUUCAUUUCUGUAAGUUAAGGCUAGUGAAGGGCAAGUAUUCAAAUUCUAAUAUGAAAUAUUGCUAAAUAAUUAUUGGGACGUCAUUAAUGCAUAACAUUUGGUAAAACACCGCUCAAGUAGAAAAUAAACCAACGCAAUUUUAUGUG